This is a messenger RNA of Solanum dulcamara, 2158 nucleotides long. Its product is annotated as probable protein phosphatase 2C 43. The transcript has 4 exons. Lineage: Eukaryota; Viridiplantae; Streptophyta; Magnoliopsida; Solanales; Solanaceae. Bases 638 to 1813 code for a protein of 391 amino acids. Gene Ontology annotation, molecular function: protein serine/threonine phosphatase activity; cation binding. Gene Ontology annotation, biological process: protein dephosphorylation. The record is from RefSeq and is a predicted model, not a curated record.
UAAAAUAUAGGAAGAGAGGGCCUACAAACAACCACCACCCCCGCUUGUCCGGGGAAGUGGAACCUCUCUCUUCUCUGUAAACACAAAUCACCAGGGCACUCUGCAAAAACCCCCCAAAACCUUCACUUUCUCUUCAAGAAUCGCUUGUUUUCUGUUGCAAUUCUCUCUCUCAACAACUGCAUUUAGCUCAAAGAGAAAGAUCUCUUCUCCUCCAUUUUCAAUCUGCAUUGAUCAGUUCUUUGUCAGCUGCGGUUCUUCUACUUCAUUUUGGUAUCUUUGUUGUGUUUUCUUUGAACCCUUUAUUGCGUUGAUGUAAGAACAGAGGUGGGGUUAUUGAAUUUUCUGUUUCUGGGCAUUUCUGGUUUCUGGGUUUAGUGUUGAUUGAUAGUGAACUUCUACCCUGUGUGUGUGUCUAUUGUUGAAUUCUUUCUUGGGUUUGUUUGAUCAAGAUUGAAAUUUUAGUGUUAUUUGUUCGAAAUUCAGGAAAAUCGAAUUUGGGGUUUUCUUUUAGUGUUGAAAUAUUGGAGUUCUUGUGUGACUUAACGAUUUGGGUACAUUUCAAGUUGUCUAGUUCGAAUUUUCGAUCAGCUGUUAGCUGUACUUUUUAUAGUUUCUUGUGUGAAGAAGGAAAUGAAGGAUGUUUUCUUGGUUGGUAAGGACAGUAUCAGCUUGUUGGCGACCUUUAAGUCGAUAUGUCCCUAUGAGCAAGGAUGAAGAUGAUGUUCUGGGAGGUGAAGAUGACCCAUUGCUAUGGUGUAGAGAUCUUGAGAAACAUUCAUGUGGGGAGUUCUCCUUUUCUGUGGUCCAGGCUAAUCAAGUAUGUGAAGAUCAUAGCCAGGUUGAUACAGGUCGUGAAGGUACCUUUGUUGGGGUUUAUGAUGGCCAUGGUGGCCCUGAUGCUUCAAGAUUUGUCCGUGAUCACCUUUUCCUUCAUUUAAUAAAGCUUGCUCGAGAAAAUGCAACAAUAGAUGAAGAAGUCCUUAAAAAUGCCUUUGCUGCAACUGAAGAUGGCUUCCUUUCUCAUGUGAGAAGGGCAUUUGGUAUUACACCAUCAAUUGCGUCUAAGGGGUGCUGCUGUCUGGUUGGUGUUAUCUGGAAAGGGACAUUAUAUGUUGCUAACCUGGGGGACUCUAGAGCAGUAUUAGGUCAUAUAGGAAGAUCCAAUAAGAUUGUUGCUGAGCAAUUGACUAAGGAUCAUAAUGCCAGUAUCGAGGAGGUUAGGAAGGAACUGAUGUCUUUGCACCCAGACGAUUCACACAUUGUGGCUCAUGUCGAGGGAACAUGGCGCGUUAAAGGCAUUAUACAGGUAUCUAGAUCAAUUGGAGAUGCAUAUCUGAAGAAGACAGAAUUUGCUCUUGGUCCAGAUUUCCCACGAUUCCACCUUAAAGAACCUCUUAGGCGGCCAAUACUAAGAGCUGAUCCAUCUGUGUGUUCAAGAAACUUACAACCAGCUGAUAGAUUUCUUAUAUUUGCUUCUGAUGGGCUGUGGGAACUCUUAAGCAAUCAAAAGGCUGUGGAAAUUGUGCACAACAACCCUAGAGAGGGCAUAGCUAGAAGACUAAUUGUAUCGGCCCUGGAUGUGGCAGCACGUAGAAGAAAGUUGAAGUAUGAUGACCUUAAGAAGUAUGACAAAGGUGUCAGGAGGGCCUUUCAUGAUGAUAUAACAGUCGUUGUCGUCUUUAUGGAUCACGAGAUACUGAAUGACGAAUUACCUGUGCCUGAAAUGUCAGUUCGAGGAUUUGUAGACACUCAUGGACCAUCAGAUUUUAAUAUUCUGCAAGAGGUUGCUACGAAGACGAACUCACACAGCUGAAACAUACCAAACAAGUUGUUGACACUUCUUCUUUUCUAGGGAAACCUAGAUGUGGGAAGUUUCUGACCUCCCAUUUUCGCCUUGUUUUACCAAUUUAUAUUUGAUAUACAGUCCAGAUGACAGCAAGACUAUCAGGUUACCUGCUUUUUACCCAUAUGCCACCAUCCCACAGGUCAUGGGCAACCUACUUUGUCUAAAUUUUGGAAUGUACACAAAUUCUGUACAAAGACAUACUGAGGAAACUGCCUCCUAUUGUUUGUUUACCACAAUAUCUGUCAAAGUAAGGCCAUAAAAGUUGGCAUUGUCAUCAAGAAAAGAAAUACAUGCUGUUUCAAGAUUUAUGCA